UCCCUGUAACGAAGUCUUUGUUUUUAUCUUGCUGCCUUUACAAUCUUCACUUUAUCUUUAUCCUUUGUCAUUUUAAUUAUAAUACGUCUUGGUGUAGGUCUGCUUGGGUUCAUCUUGUUUAGGACCCUCCUCUGUGCUUCUGGUAUCUGGAUAUGUUUCCUUCUUUAGGUUUGGUAAGUUUUCAGCCAUAAUCUCUUCAAAUACAUUUUGGAUGCCCUUUUCUCUUUCUUCUCCUGGGAUCCCUAUUGUGCAUAGAUUGGAAUGCUUUAUAUUAUCUCAUAAGUCUUGUAUGUUGCUUUCAUUUUUUUUUCCAUUUGUCUUUCUGUCUAUUGUUCUGAUUGGGGGAUUGCCAUUGUUCUAUCUGCCAGAUUACUUAGUUAUUCUUCACGUUAUUUAGUUUUCUGUUUUUUGCCUUUGGCUUGAUUUUCAUCUAGGCAGUUGAACUGUCUAAUUUUGAUUGGCUUCUCUUUAUAAGUUUCUAGUUUCUGUGACAGAGCAUUUCUAUCAAUAGCCUUUCUUAAUUCCUUCAGGAUUUUUAUUACUUUCUUUUUGAAUUCUGGGUUUAGUAGACUGGAGAAGUCAGUUUCAUUGUUCUUUCAGGAAACUUCUCUUGUUCUUUUAGUUGGGUGUGGUUCCUCUGCAUCUUCAUUUUCCUUAUAUUUCUCUAACUCUACGAAUUUAGAAGAAACAGUUAUCUAAUAUGGUCUCGAAGGGCUGUUUUUAUGUGGAAUCAUUCCAGUGUAGUCUGUUAAAUCUAAUAUUUUUGAUAUGAGGGCUGUUUUUGCUAUGGAUGCCUGCCUCAUCUUUCCUCAAGGUAUGCUGGUCAUUAUCCCCUUGAUAAGGGGUGUGAUUGGUGUUGUGGUGACCAAAGCCUGCACAGGGCAUUGGACAAGGGGUCUCCUUUUUGUCAGUGGUUGUCAGACACCUGUCAGAGGCAAGGUCUACUCCACAGUUGUUGGAGCAGAAGCUCCAGAUCUGGUCCUAAGCUGUAGUGUGAGGUAGGCAGGACUGUAACCCUCCCACUGGGAAAAGAGCUGCUGAGUAUUCCUCCACUGGAACAUGCACUCUGUCACCUGUUGUGCGUGCUCACUAAGUACACUAUUGUUGAAACUGCCCUCUGCCCCAUCUCAGAAGAGGGAAAGCCAGCAAACAGCUCGGAAGUCCCUCAGGCACUGUGCUCACAAAGCUGCCAGUGGCAUAAAUCCAUGAAAGUCGAGUACCUUCAGGGAAUUGGCUCAGAUUUCAGCUCCACCUCUCUGUAGGCAACCCCCAGGUGCUUGUGCACUUCCAGAGCUUGUAGAUGUGGGGCUGUGUCCUCUGUGAGCAAGCUGAGAAGGGGGCUGCUAUGAUGGGGGCCACAGCUCUCCCUUGACAUAUGCAUUGAUAGUAGGGCUCCUAUCUGUCCUGCACACACCUCCAGCUGUGGCCCAGACUACUCUUGAGGCCCUUGGGACUGUCCUCACACAGCCAGACCAAAUCGUCUCCCUAGGUCUGUCUGCUGAAGCCUAAGUGUCAACGUUCAGCUGCUAUACACUCCAGCAGGUAUGCAUCUCAGGCUGGGGCAUGAAGGGAGGUGCCAGGAUCUUCUGUGCAGUUCUCUCUCUGUCCUGUCUGCUGCAAGCCAGUUGCUGUCCUCUGAGCCUCUGAAGCUCCCUAUCGACUCCUAGCCAGUGAAAGGGGUUCCCAGGGUGAGGGUCCUGAUUCAUUUUUUCCUCUUUUGUCCUACCCAGUUAUAUGGUGAUUUUUUUUUUCCAGCUUUGGUUGUAUGAGAUCUUCUGCCAGCAUUCAGUGGGUAUUCUUUGAGAAUUAUUCCACUUGUAGAUGUAUUUUUAAUGUAUUUGUGGGAGGAGGUGAGCUCCACAUCCUUCUAUAUUGCCAUCUUGAUCUCCCAGUCUGCUUAUUGUUUUCUUACUGCUUUUGUUCCUACCAAUUUGACAUCACACAUGGCUACUGAUGGCAAUGAUCUUCAGGUUCCCUUGCGUCGGAAGCAGAGAAAGAAAACUCAAGGUCUUUUCAGCAUGAGUCGGAGGAGAAUAUCAUGUAAAGACCUCGGGCAUGCCGACUGCCAAGGGUGGCUGUAUAAGAAAAAGGAAAAGGGAACUUUCCUGGGCAACAAAUGGAAAAAGUUCUGGGUGGUGCUGAAGGGAUCGUCACUGUACUGGUACAGCAAUCAGUUGGCAGAGAAAGCUGAUGGAUUUGUCAACCUGCCUGAUUUCACUGUAGAGAGGGCGUCUGAAUGCAAGAAAAAGCAUGCUUUUAAGAUCAGCCAUUCACAGAUCAAGACCUUUUAUUUUGCAGCUGAGAAUGUGCAGGAAAUGAACCUGUGGUUAAGCAAAUUUGGAUUAGCUGUAGUCCAUCCUGAGUCCACUACAAAGGAUGAAGAAUGCUACAGCGAGAGUGAGCAGGAAGAUCCUGAGAUAGCGGCGGAGACUGCACCCCCUCCCUGCGCUGAGGAGUCUCUGCUUCCUCUGGCUGCUCAGCAGGCAUCUUCAUCUUCACCCAAACUGAGUGGAACAGCGUUCUUUAUCUCCACAGAAACCUCAAGAAAGACAUCCAGCACUUUGUCUUCCUCGUUGUCGAGAGGAAGACAGUCCUGGAUCGACAUGAUCAAUAGUUCGUCUGCCGCUGAAGAUGGGGCACGAUCGGUGAUGUGCGCUGUGCGCCACUCACCUGUGCCCUCAGAGGCAAACAGCCUCAGGGCCCUGGAAAACAGCUUUGCCACAUCAGAGAGUGACUUCGUGAACUCUUUAUCUAGUGAUGACACUUCUUCAUUGAAUAGCAAUCAAGAUCAUUUUAGUGGCCCAGAGAAGCCUGCUGGACCAAAGAUGAUGGACGGAGAAGAGACAAAAGUGUCUGAGGAUGAUGAAAUGGAGAAGCUCUACAUCUUAGAGCAAGCCAGUCUGUCUCCUCUUGGGGACCGGCGACCUUCAACCAAAAAGGAGCUGAGGAAGUCCUUUGUGAAGCGGUGCAAAAAUCCAUCCAUAAAUGAGAAACUCCACAAGAUCCGAACUUUGAAUAGCACAUUAAAGUGUAAAGAACACGACCUGGCCAUGAUUAACCAGUUGCUGGAUGAUCCGAAGCUGACAGCCACAAAAUACAGGGAAUGGAAGGUCAUGAACACGAUGUUGAUCCAGGAUAUCUAUCAGCAGCGGCAGGUCUCUUCGUCUGCUCCCGAAACCUCCCCCCAGGGACUCGAGAGACCACCUUCCUCUACCUGCGUUGAAAAUUCUAUGUGAGAACAAACCAGGAUUUUUUUCCUCCUUCUCUCUCACCCCAAGCAACUCUUCGAGAUGUUGGAAGAGCUUGACCUUCUCCGUUAAAAAGGAAAACUGAGACCCAGUUCGUGGAACCUCUAGGGAUGCGGUUGGGAUGAGGGCAAACCCUGAUGGUGGCAUCGUCACCAGCUCCAGUGCUUCCAUCCCAGCUGGAGGGAUGGAGUCCGGGUGAAUGAGCCGUCCUCUGUUCCUCCCGGGAGCUCUCUGCCGUGCUAGCGUCUAGGUGGGAUGCGAGAACUGUAUCUUCCGUUUCUUGCUCUGAAGAGACUGGACAGCCUUCCAUGGCCCAAAGGUCACUUUUACCAGGGAUAUGAAUUCCCAGAAGUCUUUUGCUUUGCAAAAGAAGAACAGACAUAUUCCAUCUGGCUGGGGAGCCAAGGUCCCCAAAUCAUCUUUUGGGUGGAGGGAUACUUUCUAUAGCAGCCACAGGAGCAGGACAGAUGUGACGUGACAGAUGGGAACCCAAACCCCUUGCCUUUGGUCCAGCGUGGUGGUGCCUUCUUGAUGUGUCGAGAAAUACUUCAUAGGAUGUGGCGUGUGGGUGCCCCCCAGAAGGAAGCAUGUUCAUAUUCCAUUCUCUCCAAGGACAGCUCAAGGUGUCUGUACUUUGUCCAGGUUGGGAUGGGGGAUCUGAUUGCUGUUUCCUUUCCAGGAAGCAGCUAAAUGGUCUCAUUACACGGAGACCUCUGCUCCUCGCUUUUCUAAAUCAUGGUAGGACAGUAACACGUCCAGAAGGAAUGUUUACUGCCUUCGCCCUUGGGUGCGGUCCCUAUGCCUGGUACAAGUGUACAUCCAGCUUGCCCAGGAUCGAUAUUGACAAGAGGAUUCUGGUGUCUCAAUUAAUUUAGUAUCUUUACUUCAAAAAAAAAAAUGCCAACAGAACAACAACAAAAACCCAACAAAACCAACACAAGAAUUAAAACAUGAUUGUUUUAUUUUUGUAUGUUUAUGCAUCACUUUGUGUCCUAUGUGAAUAGCUAUGUAUAAUAUGUUAUUUAAGUAUAUUUAUAGAAGUUCAGAUUACUAGUGUUUUAAAGGAUGACAUACUAUUCCUAUGUUUUGUUCAGUGUAUAUUUCAAAGUAUAUACUUUUUGCUUGAGAAAAGUAGGAAUACUCUCGAUUCAGUGGACUUACUAUGUUGCACUAUAAUGUCUGAGGAAUGCUCAGGAAAUCUCGCGGGGUAAAUGGGGGCAUGCAUUAAUAAUCUUUACUUUCUGGCUUUUCUCUCUCUCUCCCCCCAGAAUGCUUAGAUUUCUAUCUGCUGUAACCCUUUCUCCUCAUUGGAAAAGGACUUGAUCUGAUGUUAUCCCAUCUAAUAAAUACACCUUAAGCUUCGUACCAUUUAUGCCCACACACCCUAAACCAAAUGAAUGCAACCUUUUGACUAAAGACCACUAGAAAUUUUGAGGUUCAUUGUUACAAAGGACUCCCCCGGUCAGAGAGCCGGUAGGAAGGUCUUCACCUGCUCAUCACCUCGACUUCUCCUCCCCGUAAGAAGAACCGCAACCCACCCAAACCCCAUUUUGGUUUGAUCUCUAGCAAACGGUCAGCAUGACACCGUCAGCUCUAGAAUGUCAGUGUGUGGCGUGACGUUCAAGUGGAAAUAACCCCUGAAUUUUAUCUGUAACCUAAAUGGAAAUAGUUUUUCGAAAUCUUCCCUAAGCUUUACUAAGAAGUCUUCAUACUUUGUAAACAAAAAGCAGCCUUAGCAUUAAGAAAGAAAAAAAGAAAAACAGGAAGCAAGUUGUAAUAGCAGAGGUUUCUGAAAGAUAAAGGCUACACUAGUCAGUUUGGCCCAGUAAACAUUUCAUUGCCCGGGGGGGGGGGGAGGGCUGAGUGAGUGGGGGAGGCUCAGACUGUGCACAAGUGAGGACCUGGCCCUUCCCUUCCUGAGUUUGCUGGCCACACAGAGAUCAGCCAUCAUUCAGGUCCUCAGAUUGGACCCAAAGCUUCUGGUUUGAGAGGCCAGUGCUUUCCUCUCUUGCCUCUAGAAAUUAUCAUUGAUUCUUUCUGUAAUUAGCAGCACCCUUCCUGUGAUCAGAAGGUGGAUUGUUUAGCAUUCACAGUGUAAACAGUGGUGAGAAAGGAGAAAAAUAAUGGAGGAAGACGAGUUUCAGGUGUUCUUCAACCUUCUUCUCUUUGGUUUGCAGCACCAGCCUGUACACUUCAGACCAGUUCGUGCUGAGUUGAAGCACUCCAAAAGCUCUUGGCCAGAACUUGCCCAUACGUUCUAAUGCUCUACUUUGACGUUGCAUUAAUACAAAUUACCUGGCCUCUUAAAGUCAUUCAGCACCACUCCAAAGUAAAGACAGAAUAGAUCCAUGAGAUUAAUGCAGCCUGUAAGUUAUUUUUCAGGGUUGUUUGGAUGUUUUUGCUUUGUUAGGAAGGCAGUCCCUUGGCAGAACCUCCCAGAAUGAAAGUUAAACUAAGCUGCACGAUUUCACACCUAAACCCACCUGCUUGCUGGUAGGACUUCCUUCUGUGAAUGUUCGAGCUGUGUUGUGUUGAGCUAGGAAGUAGCUAGAGGCUCGGUUGUGUGUUUCCACCUUCAGCUGCGGCCACCGAGGAGGGUGGGGGAGAGAAGGAAGUGAGAGGAAGAGGGGUGACAUUCUUGAGCAGUGAUCCCAGUGUGUCCCGCCUCCAGCCAUUUUUUGGGGGGCGGGGAGGAGCAAAGGGUGUUGAGAAAACUGGUUCAUUUCCAGUGUAUUCUUGAGGAUUGGGGCAUCUUGAAACAGAUUUUGGGCAGUUUCAUGGGGUCUAAAGGGAGGCUCUUGAACCCACUGCCGCAGGCGUCGGGUCUGAAGGCUGUGGGAUGGCGUGCCCAUAGGGCCGCUCAGGAAGAGGAGGAUCUCUGAGCAUAACCACGUCCAAACCUGCCGCACCUGCCGUGGCUUAGGAUACAGACCGGACCUCUCUGGGGGCUCAGGAAGAAUGGUGUGGCUCCAUUGAGAGCCUAUGGACCCAAAUUGGUGCCUGGUGUGAUGCCCUUAAUAAUCGGGCUGUUGGAGUGCUUGCUGAGUCGUUUCCGACCCUUGGCAGGUAUCUCUUGCUUUGAAUGAUUCUUAGUUGUGCCACAAUCUCAGCGCAGCACUCAAAGCUUGGAGAGAUGCUAAGCAGGCUAUUACCAAGAUUCUGGCAAGCAAGCCUGAAAGUGAGACUAUGCUGGAGGCAGAUUUCAAGGUGAAAUGAUGAUGCCUUAUAUUUAAGGAGCACUUUGUAGUUUGCAAAUGGGUGUGUUUCAGCACCCCCCCCCCCAGUGCUCUCCCUGGGGCAUAUCGAGGAUGGUUGUGGAUUAUCGUUACUCCUCCUGCGGAGGAGUGAGGUGCCUUGGGAGACCCUCGGCUGGCCAUGGCCAGGAUGUGAGUCUCGAGUGUCUUGUCCCCCCUCCCCCACCUUGUGCCGUUGCUCAGGGGACCAGCCAUUGGACUCGACUGUAAAUGGCAUCGUGCUGCAAGGGGCACAGGGACGUAGUGCCUUUUGCAGGGUUGUCUGCUGAAAAUCACUCUUUCCCUUGAGUGCAGCCUCUCUUCCUCAUGGCCCCAAAGCUAACUCUCCCCCUGUAGCCAUCUGCUGUUGGGCUAGCUGCAAGCUGGGGUGUAACUUAGCUCUGGGCUUCCUUUCUUUCCUUGGGUAACAAACACUGCUCCUUAGGUGCUGGGAGAUCCUCAGAGGAAAGGGAUACAUUGAAAGACCUGGAGUGCAUUUUUCUGUUUUUCUUUUCACACCUGUCAGGAGAUGCCAGAGACUGGGCUUAGUGACUAAAUGUUAAGGCUUUAGCUUCCUGUCUUAAUUCCUUUUCAUGUAAUUAUGCUAAAUGCCUCAGAUAGCCUCUAAAUCACAAACAAUAUGAUAGAGAUGAAAGAGAUAUACUUUUAAGCAGUUUGAAGAGGGAAGCUACACAAGUUCCAGCCAUAUUUAAAUUCGUGGACAUAUACCUCUUUGUAUGAUGCUCUCAUUGAAGGGUAAUGUUUUGAUGCAGCCACACAGAAGAUUUAGCUAGUAAUUUAGGUGCAGAGGUUGUCUCUCCAGCAGUCAAGAUACGUUGCAAAGCUGCCGUAUCCAAAUGAAGCUUUUCGAUGCACCUCUUCCACCUAAUAGAAUCUUAUAUUUGAUUGUGGCUUUCCAAUUUAUUUCCCAUGCCAUCGUUUUUGUAUACUUAUCUCACAAGAGGAAUGGAGUUCUAGGAAAUGCGAGGUGACUGCCCUGCCUAGGAUUUUGUAACAUGUCACCAAACAUGAAAAGCCCUGAAACUAGACUCUAACAACCCAUAUGACAUGGACUGGGAGGGGUGAUAAUUCUACCCAGCACAGAGAGCUGCCUGUCGCCUGUCGCUGCAAUGAACCAGAUGACAAACAGCUACGUGCUUCUCGAGGCUGUGAGACAGGAAGCAGUUUUCUCGCCUCUUCGGCACAUCUUCAUUCUUCCUCACACCACCACAGACCACAGAGAAAAUGAACAACCAAGAAAUGGACUCUACAUUUAAAAACCCCAGCUUUUCUAUUUCUCUGGCCGUGAGGAGACUUCACUGCUCUGUAUUGAUAUUUCUUCAUCUUGAGUCCAAAGGGGAAGCAUGCCCCAUCGAGAUGGUUAGCGUCUCAAAAUGAAGUCCAGGAUUUUAAACUGCCAUCUAUUUUAAUGUCCUUGCAUGACGGGGAUGUGACAUUUAGCACUGCAUGGUGUCUGGGGACAAGAUGUUAAUGUGGAAAUGAUACCUUCAAUCUCAUUGUGCUUUCGUUCUCUGUCACCGAACCCUCUUCGACCAAACUGAAAAAAAGAGGCAUGACUCAUUUCUCCAGCGUUAUGUGCUUGAGGUUGACUUGUAAGAUAAUAAAAACAGGAGAAAAUAUACCUAGUAAAAUGACAUGGAAAAAAUUGGGAAUGUCCUAUGGCUGUUCCUCUUCUGCCCUGCAGUAUUGCUUCCUCAAAAUAAAACUUCCCUGGGAGGUGUUGAA
Molecule: messenger RNA, 8227 nt
Organism: Sus scrofa (pig)
Lineage: Eukaryota; Metazoa; Chordata; Mammalia; Artiodactyla; Suidae
Source: RefSeq, a predicted model, not a curated record